AUGGCGCCAAUUUAUCUAACCUUCAUUGCCUCUCUGCUGCUUGCAUCUUCAACCUUCUGUGAACAACUUUGCCUGGAAGGAUGCAAAUGUGAAGACCACCCUUCAGAAAAACUGGGACCCCAUUUGAUGAUAGACUGCAGCAACCUUGGUAGCUCUAGUGUACCGAGAGAUCUCAAUAAGUUUCAAAAUUACGGUCGGCCAAUGCAUCUCAAGCUCAGUAAGAACAUAAUAGCCCGAGUAUCCAAAGCAGACUUUCCUGAAAACUUACCAAUCAUCGCCCUGGAUUUCAAUCAAAACCGUGGAGUUAUGAUUACAGAUGAUGCAUUUAUGAACAUCAAAGGUCUUCGAUACCUUGGAUUAAACGAUAUAAGCAUGCCUUUCACAGAUACCAUGAAAUAUCUUAAGGGAAUGACCAAGCUUCGGUAUCUGUACUUGAACAAGAACUACCAAUUUGGCGAAGGUUUGGUUCCUGUAUCGUUGUUCUCUGGAUUGGAACUUAAAUUGAAGGAUCUUUCUCUUCAUGAUUGUUAUUUAAAAGGAAUUGAAAAUGGUGCCUUGGCUAAUGUCGUAAUAACCGGAAGUUUGGAUAUAGGUGCAAAUCAGUUGGAUCACAUCCCAGAAGAAGUUAAGACUCUGAAAAAUUUAACUAAAUUGGACGUUUCCCAAAACAGCAUCAAGAGCAUUCCGAGCAACACCUUCGAGGGAAUGUCCAAACUUAGGACUCUUUCUCUCAGUAAUAAUUACAUCAAUGGACAAAGUUUCAAGACAGAUUCCUUCAAUGGUUUAAAACUGAAAGAAUUAAGAUUAGAGAAAUCAGAAUUGAACACCAUUCCAUCUGCAGCUUUAUCUUCAUUAUCCAGCCUUAAAAUACUCAAAUUGAAUAACAGUCCAAUUAAAACAAUCCCAAAACACUCUUUUAAUGGAUCGUAUUGUCUGGAAGUACUAGAUUUGACCAAUGUCUUAGUUGAAAUUGAAAAUACCCAUUUAGAUGGCUUAGAAUCCUGCCUACAGAAAUUGUACCUCAACAACAUGCAAAUUCGCGAAAUUCCAAAAUUUUUUAAAGAUUUCAAAGUCUUGAAUUACGUGUCACUUUCAGGAAAUUCCAUCUCUGAAAUUAAAAUGGACGACUUGGUCGGAACCACAAUCACGGAGCUGGAUCUGACAGAAAACCCACUACACAGAAUUGAAAAGGGAUCGUUCGAAGAAUUUCCUCAUGCGAUAUCACUCAUCAUUUCCGAUACACGCCUUUCAAAUCUGAGUUUCGUGCGCGACUAUGAGUAUGGCACAAUCAAAACCAUCAAGUUGGGAAAUGUUCUUCCAAUGUGUGAUUGUGAACUGGCCUUUGCAGAGUAUCGUGUUCUGGAAAUCCAUGGAAAUUGUAAUUUUAAUAAUACAAAGAACGUGGCUAUCAGCACGGAUGAGUUUAUGUCUGUAACAAGUCACUGUUGGCCUGAUGGUAAAAUGCCCCAGAAAAAGGAUGUAUGGGCAGUUGUAGGAGACAAUAGUGCUGGCACUUUUUCAACCUCAAUCUUAAGUUAUUUUUGUGUGUUUUUAUUUUUUAAAGUUUUGAAUAUUGUGUAA
Lottia gigantea (owl limpet) is the source of this 1581-nucleotide messenger RNA. RefSeq lists its product as hypothetical. The record is from RefSeq and is a predicted model, not a curated record. The transcript has a single exon. Bases 1 to 1581 code for a protein of 526 amino acids. NCBI's taxonomy places the organism in Eukaryota, Metazoa, Mollusca, Gastropoda, Lottiidae. Gene Ontology annotation, molecular function: protein binding.